Passer montanus (Eurasian tree sparrow) is the source of this 1018-nucleotide messenger RNA. RefSeq names its product homeobox protein not2-like. The transcript has 2 exons. Gene Ontology annotation, biological process: central nervous system development; neuron differentiation; regulation of DNA-templated transcription. Lineage: Eukaryota; Metazoa; Chordata; Aves; Passeriformes; Passeridae. Bases 70 to 360 code for a protein of 96 amino acids. Gene Ontology annotation, molecular function: DNA binding; DNA-binding transcription factor activity, RNA polymerase II-specific. The record is from RefSeq and is a predicted model, not a curated record.
UUGUCUCACUGUGUCGGGACCAACCCGCUGGGUCCCCCUGGGCCUUGGAGGUCGGGGGGGCCCUGCAAGAUGAAGAGAGUCCGCACGGUCUUCAAACCAGAGCAGCUGGAGCGGCUGGAGCAGGAGUUCCUCAAGCAGCAGUACAUGGUGGGCACGGAGAGGGUGGACCUGGCUGCAACUCUGCAUCUCACAGAGACCCAGGUCAAAGUCUGGUUCCAGAACCGGAGGAUCAAGUGGAGGAAGCAGAGCAUGGAGCAGAAGGCGGCAAAGCUGUCGCAGUUCGGGGUGAUCCAGCCUGCGAGCGCCGACUCCACCGGCAGCAAGGACCACGAGGAGGACCCCGUGGACGUGGAGCUUUGAGCAGCCGAGGGGACCAGGCUGCUUUUUGAUGCCUGGGGACUUGUCUGGGCUGCUCUGGUCCAAGUGAGACUGAUCUGAGAGCUGGAGCCACAGGACUAACUGCAGCUGGCUGGAAGGAACCUCCUGCAUUUCUUUGGUUGAAUUUCUUUGGCUGCUGUUUGGUAGCCAAGUGCUGUAAUUCCUGGGUCUUCAUCACUUGGCAGGUGAUCUGUUUGCUCAUGAAGCACCAGGACACACAAACAGUUUCCAGCAGAAAGCCUGGGGUGACAGUCGGGGUGUCUCUGGUGCUGGGGUGAGAUUCAGAGUGACUGAUACUGGGGUGACAAUCAGAGGGCGAUUCUGAUGUUGGCGUGACAAUCUGCUGGUUUCUCUGGUGUGGGGGUGACAGAGGGUUACUCUGAAGCUCGGGUGACAGUGUCUCUGGUGCUGGGGUGACAAUCAGAGGGUGAUUUUGAGAUGACAAUCAGAGAGUCUGAUGCUGGGCAGGCAAUGGGAUCUGUCUCUGAUGGCUCUGAGCACAAGGGCAUUUAAAACCAGGGUCACUCAUGUUAUGUGUGGCUGUGUGCCCUGAUCGCUUCUUCCUCUCGACUCCUAUGUUUGAUGCUCAGGUCAACCACAACCAGAACACCCCAACGGGCUGCCACACUGGACUGCUGGA